Messenger RNA from Tarenaya hassleriana, 333 nucleotides. RefSeq names its product putative defensin-like protein 298. Lineage: Eukaryota; Viridiplantae; Streptophyta; Magnoliopsida; Brassicales; Cleomaceae. The record is from RefSeq and is a predicted model, not a curated record. The transcript has 2 exons. The coding region runs from base 1 to 333 and encodes 110 amino acids.
AUGGCUUCAAGAACAACAUCCCUUCUCUUCCUCUCCAUUGCUCUCGCCAGCGUGUGGCUUGUGGCAGUGGUGCCGAGGACGAAAGCUCAGCAUUUCGUGAAGUGCAAGACGUCGGAAAACUGCCAAGGCAUUCAGUGCCAGAUAGGGCAGGGGAUUACGUGUAAAGACUCGGUCUGUGUUUGUGUUCCGAACACUAAAACAGGUUCAUCCGGACAUGAGAAAAAGAAGGCGCAAUGGCCUUGCGAUUGGUCCGAGGAUUGUGACAAGCAUUUGAAAUGCCCUGUCGGUUUACCUCUAUGCAUGGAAGGAAUCUGUGACUGCUUAACCGGCUAG